AUGUUUUCAUGCGAGCUGAGUCUGGAGGCACUUGCUACUGGAUCAGGAGUCUGGCGACUGAACACUUCGAUUUUACACGAUAAGGACUACACCAAGCAACUGGCCGCCGAGAUCAAGGAGGACAUACUCAGAAUGCGGAACCUUGAACCGCAGGAUGCGUGGGACCACCUUAAGGCGUCCUUGAUGGAGAAACUCAAGCAGGCGACGAGAGAGAAGUCCAAGAAGAAGCAGGAUAUCUCGAUCAAGCUUCAACGGGACCGGGAACAGGCCCUACGGCGCCUCAAUUGGCAACGCGGUGCACCCACCCCGAACCCGGAGAAGGUCCGCAAGCUGGAGGAAGAAUGGCACGGCACUGAGCGGAGACUCGACAAACUACAGAAGGCCUCGAUGAACGCAUGGGCGGUCAGAACUCAACUCAAAUGGCGAGAACUCGGCGAACGGUUGCAACUUUAG
Linnemannia hyalina is the source of this 453-nucleotide messenger RNA. Lineage: Eukaryota; Fungi; Mortierellomycota; Mortierellomycetes; Mortierellales; Mortierellaceae. The record is from the annotation of a GenBank genome assembly.